AUGGCGAGACCCGACUCGAACGAACCAGAACACGAACACACCACCGAUGCAGACUCGGAGGAUGAGUUCCACGAUGCCCGUUUCCCCGCCGAGGAAGAAGCUAAACUAUUAGAGGAAUCAAAUACGUGUAAAGUCGAAGCAAACAAACAGUUCGCUGCCGCCGCCUAUUCAGAUGCCAUCUCGACGUAUGACCGCGCGCUUGCCUCUUGUCCAAAUUACCUAGAUUACGAGAUUGCCGUUCUUAAGAGCAACAUUUCGGCUUGCUACCUGAAAUUAGAAGACUGGAAGUCCGCCGUUGACUCUGCGACGGCAUGCAUUGACAACCUGGACAGGUGUCUGCCCAAAUCGACAAAGACCGAGAAGGAUGACAACGCAGCAAAAGAGCCGAGCGAGGGAGAGGACGCGGUAGUGGAGCUGUUGGACGACGAAGAAGAUGAAGCAAAGCAGCUGGAGCGUCUUCAGUUGGAUGAUAAGCGCCGUGACGAUAUUAAAAGAAUCCGUGCCAAGGCACUCAUCAGGCGAGCGCGUGCAAAGACAGAACUGGAUGGGUGGGCGAAUUUACAGGGCGCAGAAGAAGACUAUAAGGAGCUAGCGAGCAUGGAUAAUCUUCCUCCCCAAGACCUAAAGAUUGUGCAGCGGAAUUUGCGUGAAUUGCCGUCAAGAAUUCAGGCUGCGAGGGAGAAGGAAAUGGGAGAGAUGAUGGGCAAGCUGAAGGAUCUUGGGAAUGGCAUCCUAAAGCCCUUUGGGCUUUCGACGGAUAACUUUAAAUUCAUCAAGGAUGAAAGUACCGGGGGAUAUAGCGUACCUAUGAAAGCCCCGGGCUACCAUGGUUUUCAGGUAUUGCCAAAGAAGUUGAGUGGCUAUAGUUAG
Talaromyces atroroseus is the source of this 870-nucleotide messenger RNA. RefSeq lists its product as hypothetical. The record is from RefSeq and is a predicted model, not a curated record. NCBI's taxonomy places the organism in Eukaryota, Fungi, Ascomycota, Eurotiomycetes, Eurotiales, Trichocomaceae. The transcript is spliced from 4 exons. Bases 1 to 870 code for a protein of 289 amino acids. Gene Ontology annotation, molecular function: protein binding.